Fimicolochytrium jonesii is the source of this 757-nucleotide messenger RNA. RefSeq lists its product as uncharacterized. The coding region runs from base 102 to 641 and encodes 179 amino acids. The transcript has 2 exons. The record is from RefSeq and is a predicted model, not a curated record. Lineage: Eukaryota; Fungi; Chytridiomycota; Chytridiomycetes; Spizellomycetales; Powellomycetaceae.
UCACCGACCUACGCAUCGACGAGCCACUUGAUGAUUGGACAAGCUGGCUAGAAGGGCGCAUACAAGCCACGGGAGACCUCAUUAACGUGGCACAAGGUUACAUGAACGAUUUCUACCAAAUUCUGCCUAACCGUCUGGUAGCGUACCGCAUAUUCUGGGCGUACCUGGUAGGGAGAUUGAUCUACAAUACCGUUGCUUUGUUUCGUUAUGUUGGAACGGACGAAGUUUUCUACGAUACUAGGCCGGGUCGCGGACACCGAUUCGUAUCUGCGCAAGGGAGAACUCUUUGGAGCUAUCUGUUUCCUAGCAAUGCACGAGACCUGCCUAUCAACGCAGGCGCGUACCUCGCGCUUCUGAACUACCACUCGCCCUUGCCCUUCGGUAUCUUUUCUGAGGAUCUUUUCUCGAGGUCGUACAUAGUGUCCGUUGUCCCCAAACCACUUCUUUUCCACCCGUUCCACGUCCGUGGUGCUAGCCACGCUUCUCGCCAAUGCUAUCGCCUUGUGAAGGGCCAGAUUGGUGACUUCGUGCUCUUUCCAAGAGCCUCUGCGCGGGCCAUAACCGUAUUUGAGAUGCGCAACAGCGUCGUCCGGGCAUACAAGCGGCUGCUUGCUGUGCCGCGAGGGUGGUUUCGAGCUUAGCCACUGAACCUUUGAGCAUUUCGUGGUCUUUGCUGAGCAUUUCGUUGUCUUUGCUCAGGGACUCGAAGGUUACACGCAGAGCUGCCAGUUCGGUUUCCAAAGCUUCGCAGGCUCUC